Paramecium sonneborni is the source of this 1456-nucleotide messenger RNA. The record is from the annotation of a GenBank genome assembly. Lineage: Eukaryota; Ciliophora; Oligohymenophorea; Peniculida; Parameciidae.
AUGCUCUAAAUUUAAAUAGGGGAUAUUAUCGACAAUCAAUAUGAAAUAAUUAAAAAACUAUCUUAGGGUUCAUUCGGAAUAGUUUUUUAUGGGAAAUGCAUAAAAACAAAAAAAGGUGUAGCAAUUAAGGUAGAGAAAAAGGAAAUGUCAAGUUUUGGCAGUUUAAUACGUGAAGUAAAACAUUUUAUGAGUUAAGGUUGAAAUGUUAAGUAAAUUAAAGGGAGUUCCUCAAAUUCCUGAAUUGUUGUGGUAGGGGGAAUUCAAGAAAUGUAACCUAAUGAUAACAAAAUUGUUAGGCCAUGAUCUUAUUUAUCAUUAGAAAUAUUAUACGCAAUUUUCUCCAUAGUGUAUUAAUAGUAUAGCAUAUUAGUUAUUAUGGAUUUUGGAAUAAAUACAUAAAAAGUAUAACAAACUUAUUUAUACUAGGAAUAUAAUUCAUAGAGAUAUUAAACCUGAAAAUAUUUUAAGCAAAAAUGAAUCAGAUAAGAUUUAUUUAAUUGAUUUUGGAAUUUCAAAAGACACAGAUUCAAAUUUAACAAAUAAAAAGAAAUUAUUACCAUUUAUUGGUACAAGCAGAUAUGCUAGUAUUUCAGCUCAUCAAGGUGUAAGUUAAACAGCAAAAGAUGAUUUAGAAUCACUUGGAUAUGUUCUAAUCUAUUUAACAACUCAACAUUUACCUUGGAUGAACAUUGAAAAAACAGAUCUUCAAAGAUUAGAUAAAAUUGGCAAGUUAAAAGAAAAUGUCUUAUUAGAAGAUUUAUGUUUUGGAUGUCCUAAUUCAAUGCUAAAGUACUAUCAUAACUAAUUAUAGGUAUAUGAAGUAUGUUAAGGAAUUGAAGCCUAAUUAGAAACCUAAGUAUGCAAUGUUGAGAGGAUUAUUUCUGACAAAACUAUAAAAUGUAAUUGAAUUAGGUCUAGAUUGGACUAAUUAGGUUGUUAAAAUGGAAAAAAAGAAACAACAUAAAAAGUAAAGAAAUUCAUGUGAUCUUAAUUUUUAAAGUUGUGUGACUAUUAGAAAGUAACAGAUGAUUAUCAAAUUAGACCUUUUCAAUUAGAAAACUAAAUUAAUUUAAAUGUGAAAACUAUAGCAGUUUAAGAUGAAUAAAUGAUAUCAUCUGAUAAUGGAACAAGUUAAAUGUAAUUUAGUAUAGUUGAGACACUUGGAAGUAAAAAUAGUGUUAGAGUUGGAUUUUCAGCAACAGAUAAUUUAGAUUGUUUAGCUAUCUAAUAAAAUAAUCAUUUGGCACGAGGAUCUACAUUUGAAGGUAUUGUUGAAGCUAAUCCACUUCAGCCUUUGAAUUUUGAAGAAUAAUUAAUGGAAAGAGAAAACUAAGAUUUAGAAAUUAAAUACAAUUUACUUCAUUUUAGCUCAGUAUAUUUUAAUUUUAAGAAUCCUAUUCAACAAAAAAUUAUUAAGUAAAAUUAUUAAGUCAAGGUGAUCAAAUCUAUUAAUUGA